AUGAGAUACGCCAAGAACCGCGCGCCCGCACCCGCCGCCGCGCCGCACCCGGGCCAGCACUCUGAAUGGACCUUUAUGGACAGUGAUAUGCAAAGUUUAUGGCAGCUUGGAAGAGCUGAAGAAGAACUUCCUUCCCUGUACGUAAACCAGGAGUUACUUCCACAGGUCGUACCUUCUGCACAGUCGUUCAACGACUGUGAUGAGGAAUGCCAUGAAGAUAGCAAGCCAAUAGAAUUCGAGCUGUUUGCGGAGAAGAUAGGGCCUAAUACUCCUAGUCCGAAGAUGGACGCCGAUUACGACGUAUAUUGUUCGACACCUGACUCAGAUACGGACUCCGAUUUCGAAGGGGAUGAUACAUCAGGAUCGCUACAGACAGAACUGAUGCCGGUACUGGGAGGUUUUUUAAUCAACAAUUCAGUCUACAUAUCCGAGGAUCAUUGGCACACCCUCAUCCCCAUCGACACUUUGGUGCAAUGCGCGUUAUGCGAUUCGUUUAUCGACCAAGAAGAACGUGAUUCCCACUCGGUCAGCACUAAACAUAAGGAAAAUUUGAAAAUAUUUCCUCCGCUUAAGAAAUUUGAUGAAGCCAUAAUUAGAAAGAUAAACAACAAAUAUCAUUGUGGAGUCUGUAACGAACUAUUCGACGUAACAGAUCUCUCACACUUCGAUAGCAAAACGCACGGAGACAAUAAAUUGUUUGCCAUAAACAAAGCCACUGAUCUUGUCUUCGAUGAAACCCCAUUUAAUGAUAUACAAAAUAAUGAAAAACAUAUUAAUGAUUAUUAUCAUUUCCGCACAAAUAAUAUUAUUAAUGAUACCACCACAAGUUCUAACUCCGAUUUCAAUGAUUACAACAUUUUCACUUAUAAUAAUUUCAUAAGUUUUCGUUGUAAUGAAAAUGAAGUUAAUGAUAAUAAUAGUUUUGAUUAUAAUGAAGAAGAAACUUUAAAUCCUUCAGUAUCGUAUGCAAAUAUUGCUAAGAAACCAAAAGUACGUAGAAAUAAGUAUGUAACUGUAAAUUUGGGUACAAAACAAUUGCAAGUACGACACGACGUUUAUCAUAUGGUACAUGAGACUAAAUCAAACACUUAUUCCUGCAUAGUAUGUAAUACUAAAGGACUGAUAAGACACAAAUUUGAUCAUUGCGAUGACGAAGAACAUUUGAGAAAAUUGGAAAAGUGUACGGUUGUUGAGGCGUACGACCAACAUUAUGUUAGACACUUUAGCGAUCAUUGCUAUCACUGUGGCCACUGCAAUAACCUUCAAAUAAUAAGUGACAUGGACGACCAUCUCGAAUCAUGCAACCCGAUAAAGAAUAAAAAUGUCACAGACAAUACUAAAACCAAUACAGCUGCCAAAAAUAAUGACAAUAAUCAGCCGACAUUGUUGAAGGAAACCAAAUGUACUAAUACAGCAACUACAGUUACUAAACACGACAAAAAUAUAAAUACAAUUAAUGAAAAUCGCACACCCACACCGACUCCAGUUAAUUUCGCGAAUGGUGUAGCAAAUAAGAAUAAUGAAAAUAUUGUUAAUGAAAAUAAUGUUAAUGAUAAAUUGAACAAUCAAAAUAAUUGUAUUGCAAGUACAAGACCGUUAAUUUACGGUAACGUAGCUUUAUAUUUAUUUGGACACAACUUCACACUUCCUAUUAUGUCUUAUAAUGUGUUGUCAGAGAGAAGUGACGAUUUUUACUGUGGAAUAUGCGAUUUUAUAUGUCCAAAGGACGGUAUUGUUAGUCAUACACAUCAAAUAAAACAUGUGGAGCUAAUCCAAAUGACACCAUUCCUUUUGGAAUUUCAUUUCAACUUAAUUCGCGAUAUCAGAGGCAAAUGCCACUGUGCCAUAUGCAAUAUUCCAAUAUCACCUGACCAAAUAUAUGGCCAUAUUAAAAUUCCACAACAUAUCGAUUUGCUCAACAGAGUUUUGGGAUACAUACCCGCUUUAUUCCCAGUCCGUCCUACAUCUAAUGAGGCUCACUUGCCUCAGAAUAGACCAUUUAUGCCUAAUCCUGCUUUUGGGGCCAAUAACCUUGGUAUUAUUUCUCUUCUUGGGAUAAAUGGGCUUAGACCAAAUUUCGGAGCUCCUAUACCGCCUAUUGCGACAAAUGCACCUUUACCAUGGGUUGGAACUAAUAUGCCACCUACGGGAAUAGUAAAUCAUCAAGUCCCAAUGGUUUCGAAUCUAAUGCAAUACCAAUUUCCCCCAUCCCUACCGGCUCAUUUUAAUAUUGUGAAACAGAAUAAUGAAAAUGCAACUACCGAACCCAUCAAGUAUAUAAACGAGAAUAAGAUUAAUGAUACUCAAAUUAAUGAAAACGAGAUUAAUGAUACGGAAAUUAAUGAGAAAAGUUCUAAUGCAGAGGAUGAUGAUGAAGAAGAAUACGAAUCGGAUAAUAAUUUAAAUGAGUUUAAUAAAACUUUGGAUUCUGUGUCUUCGGAAGACGCUGUUUUUGAUAUAGAAGAAUAUGUUUAUUUGAAAUUAAAUAAUACGUACAUGAAAGUGGCAAAUACGGCGUACAAUACUCUUGUACAUGUUGGAGAUGGUACUCGGUAUUGUUUUGUAUGCGCAGUUCAUAUAGAACACUAUGAAUUGCAAAAACAUGUUGAUAGUAGACCACAUAUGGAAAAUAUGGAAAAAUGUCGGUUUCUCGAGGAGUAUAAAAGCCACUUUUUGAGACAG
Molecule: messenger RNA, 2682 nt
Organism: Hyposmocoma kahamanoa
Lineage: Eukaryota; Metazoa; Arthropoda; Insecta; Lepidoptera; Cosmopterigidae
Exons: 7
Source: RefSeq, a predicted model, not a curated record